Salvelinus fontinalis (brook trout) is the source of this 3161-nucleotide messenger RNA. Its product is annotated as nucleoside diphosphate kinase B-like. The transcript is spliced from 5 exons. Gene Ontology annotation, molecular function: nucleoside diphosphate kinase activity. Lineage: Eukaryota; Metazoa; Chordata; Actinopteri; Salmoniformes; Salmonidae. The record is from RefSeq and is a predicted model, not a curated record. The coding region runs from base 357 to 974 and encodes 205 amino acids. Gene Ontology annotation, biological process: CTP biosynthetic process; GTP biosynthetic process; UTP biosynthetic process.
GGAGUUAGUGACGACCGAGGUUGAGGGGUCGUCAGUAGUUAGCACAGCCGCAAAGUCAUAAACAGCCCACAUUUCUACAAUUUAUCUUAUUAAAAUCGAAUUAUACACACGGUUAACCUUAUGCUGAACCUUAAAUGAAGACCCCAACGCAUGAUUUUUUAUUUUGACUUUGUGGCUGUGUUAUCUAGUGGAGACGGGUUGAGGGACCAUCUCCAUGCGGCCGCUUUGUCGGAGGUGGGACUAGUGGUCGUUGUUGAGGAAGGCUAACUAUCCUACUAACGUUACGAUCUUACUGGUAGUAUAGAUACAUGUUAAAGAAUCUCAUAGGUCGACAAUAACUUUGGCUUGUUUAAAUAAUGGUUCAAUUUCAAAGGUGUUGGCUGAAAAACCUUAUCCUGCAGAGUCCGUACUGUCGGGGAGUUCUACCAUCGAGAAAAAGUUAUAUCCCUGAGUUCGCAUUUUGCCUCCUGUUUGGACAUCGACGCGCUGGAUACAGUACCACAUCAGGGAUCCCUGGUGUGAGAGAACGUACUCUAGUUGCAGUGAAACCAGAUGGGGUCCAGCGUCGCCUUGUGGGGCAUAUCACGCAACGCUUUGAACAGAAAGGCUUCAAACUCGUGGGCCUGAAGAUGCUACAGGCACCAGAGGAGCAGCUCUCUCAGCAUUACCAUGAGUUAAGGACGAAGCCGUUUUACCCCGGUCUCCUGCACUACAUGACCUCUGGUCCCAUAGUUGUUAUGGUGUGGGAGGGUUAUAAUGUGGUCCGGACAUCUCGGGUCAUGAUAGGAGACACCAACCCAGUCGAGGCCCAAGCAGGCACCGUUCGAGGGGACUUCAGCAUUCACAUCAGCAGAAAUGUGGUCCAUGCCAGUGAUUCAGUAGAGGGGGCUCAGAGGGAGAUCCAGCUGUGGUUUCAUCAAAAGGAACUGAUGGAUUGGGACUGCUGUGACCACAGUAGUACCUACCAGAUAUGAGAAAGAGAUUGUAGGCAGAGAUUGAAAGAGAGAGUUAAGCAUUUCAUUAUACUGUUGUAUCCUGUGCAUGUGACAAUGAAACUUGAAAGAGUGAACAAGGUAGAACGACCAAUAGGAAUAGUGGCUCCAUAACCAUACCUACCUCUUUGUGUCUUGCUUGCAACACUCAGUGUCCCACGUGCAAUACUCAUCCCUCUCCAUCGUGGGUGGCUCUAAUACCCCUAAGCCUCUCAGCUACUAUUAUAGUGUUUGGUCCUCACCAUAUGUACAGUGCGUUCAGAAAGUAUUCAGAGCCCUUGACUUUUUCCACAUUUUGUUACAGCCUUAUUCUAAAAUUAAUUAAAUCGUUUUUUCCCCCCUCAUUCAUCUACACACAAUACACAAUACCCCUUAAUGACAAAGCAAAAACAGUUUGUUAGAAAUGUUUGCAAAUGUAUAAAAUAUAAAAAGCUGAAAUAUUACAUUUUACAUAAUUAUUCAGACCCUUUACGCAGUACUUUUUUUGAAGCACCGUUAGCAGCAAUUACACCCUAGAGUCUUCUUGGGUAUGACGCUACAAGCUUGGCAUACCUGUAUUUGGAGAGUUUCUCCCAUUAUUCUCUGCAGGGUCUCUCAAGCUCUGUCAGGUUGGAUGGGGAGCGUCGCUGCACAGCUAUUUUCAGGUCUUUCCAGAUGUUCGAUGGGGUUCAAGUCCGGGCUCUGGCUGGGCCAUUCAAGGACAUACAGAGACUUGUCCCAAAGCCACUCCUGCGUUGUCUUGUCUGUGUGCCUAAGGUUGUUGUCCUGUUGGAAGGUGAACCUUCGCCACAGUCUGAACCUGCUCCAGAGCACUCAGGACCUUUCAUCAAGGAUCUCUCUGUACUUUGCUCCGUUCAUCUUUCCCUCGAUCCUGACUAGCCUCCCAGUGCCUGCCGCUGAAAAACAUCCCCACCGCAUGAUGCUGCCACCACCAUGCUUCACCGUAGGGAUGGUGCCAGGAUUCCUCCAGACGUGACGCUUGGCUUUCAGGCCAAAGAGUGCAAUCUUGGUGUCAUCAGACUAGAGAAUCCUGUUUUUAAUGGUCAGAGUCCUGUAGGUGCCUUUUGGCAAACUCCAAGCGGGCUGUCAUAUGCUUUUUACUGAGGAGUGGCUUCCGUCACUCUACCAUAAAGGCCUGAUUAGUGGAGUGCUGCAGAGAUGGUUGUCCUUCUGGAAGGUUCUCCCAUCUCCACAGAGGAGCACUGGAGCUCAGGUUCUUGGUCACCUCCCCGACCAUGGCCCUUGUCCCCUGAUUGCUCAGUUUGGCUGGGCGGCCAGCUCUAGGAAGAGUCUUGGUGGAUCCAAACUUCUUCCAUUUAAGAAUGAUGGAGGCCACUGUGUUCUUGGGGACCUUCAAUGCUGCAGAAUGUUUAUGGGUACUCUUUCCCAGAUCUGUGCCUCGACAAUCCUGUCUCUGAGCUCUACGGACAAUUCCUUCGACCUUAUGGCUUGGUUUUUGCUCUGACAUGCACUGUCAACUGUGGGUCCUUAUAUAGACAGGUGUGUGCCUUUCCAAAUCAUGUCCAGUCAAUUGAAUUUACCAUAGGUGAACUCCAAUUAAGUUGUAGAAACAUCUCAAGGAUGAUCACUGGAAACAAGAUGCACCUGAGCUCAUUUUUGAGUCUCAUAGCAAAGGGUCUGAAUACUUAUGUAACUAAGGUAUUUCAGUUUUUAAUAAAUGUGCAAACAUUUCUAAAAACUUGUUUUCGCUGUCAUUAUGGGAUAUUGUGUGUAGAUUGAGGGGAACAAAACAUUUUUUUUAGAAUAAGGUUGUAAAGUAACAAACUGGGAAAAAGGAAGGGGUCUGAAUACUUUCUGAAUGCACUAUAUUUGGACAGUGAAAUUAAAAUGUUAAUUUUGGCUUUACUCCAGCAUUUUGGAUUUGAGAUCAAAUGAUCAAUAUUACAGAAUGUUAGUUUAUUUGAGGGUGUUUUCAUGCUUAUCUGUUUUACCAUUUAGACAUAACAGCACUUUAUAUAUAUAAAGUACCCACAUUUGAAGAAGUAUUUGGGCAAAUUCACUUAUAGUGUAGUCUAACUGUUAGUAUUUGGUCCCUUAUCACUUGGAUUCAAUGACUUCAUCAAGCUUGUAACUUUACAAACUCAUUCGCUGCAUUUGUAAUUUGUUUUUAGUUUAUUAUGGGACAUGUCUUGCCCAAUAUUAACUGAA